Messenger RNA from Acaulospora morrowiae, 1470 nucleotides. NCBI's taxonomy places the organism in Eukaryota, Fungi, Glomeromycota, Glomeromycetes, Diversisporales, Acaulosporaceae. The record is from the annotation of a GenBank genome assembly.
AUGGACGAUCCAGUAAAUAUUGAUUCAGUAACAUUGGAUUUUGAAAAGUUAUUCGAAAAUCAUGAAGAUUAUAACGUAAAAAUUAUAGUUGGUGAAGAACCCAACGUUAAAGAAUUCAAAGCACACAAGUUUAUCUUAACUAGUAGAUCAGAUUAUUUUAAAAGUGCAUUGUCUUUACGAUGGGAAAGAGUAGAAAAUGGAAUCAACAUUUUCAAAAAACCUAAUAUUUCGCCUUCGGUAUUUGAAACUCUUUUAAAGUACAUUUAUACUGGUGUAAUUUCCGUGGAAAACAAUGAAAUUAGUCUUGUUGAUAUUAUUAUUGCGAGCGACGAGCUUCAAUUGCUUGAACUCUGUCAACAACUUGAAAAACGAUUACUUGAAGAUGACUUGAUUUGGAAGCCAAGAGACUUUAUCGCGGCUCUUGGGUAUGAUCAUUUCACUAAAUUGUAUGAUGUCUCGAUGGAAUUCACGUGCAGAAAUCCUAAAAUUAUUUUCGAAUCAGAAGAUUUCUUUAAUAUGAAAGAAGCUCAUCUCAUUAAUCUUUUGAAAUGUGAUGACCUUGAAUUAGACGAAAUUGAAAUUUGGGAAUACCUAAUUCAAUGGGGGAUAGAAAACACCGAUUCGAUCUUAUAUUAUAAUUUAAUAAAAUGGACACCGGAGAAUUUCACGGACCUGAAAAAUACACUGCGUAAUUGUAUUCCUCACAUACGAUUCUUUCACAUGUCACAUGGCGAUUAUAUAAAACUUAGAGCUCAUUUUAAGGAUAUUCUACCAGACGGUCUAGAUGAUGAGAUUACUCGAUAUUUUUCGGAUCCUAAUUUUAAACCUUCAAUUGACAUUUUACCAUUAAGAAAGUAUCUACUUGAAUCAAAUAUUAUCGAUGCAAAAGAUGCAGGAUUGAUAGCCAGCUGGAUAGAUAGGCAAGAAAUGCCGUACCAUUUUAGAGAUUUGCCUUUUAAGUUUAAGCUUAUUUAUCGUGCUAGUCGUGAUGGUUUCAAGUUUGAAAAUUUUCAUAAAAAUUGUGAUAAUCGAGGUCCAACACUUGUAGUCAUUAAAGUUUACAAAUCUGGAGAGAUAGUUGGAGGAUUCAAUCCAUUAGAAUGGGGUUAUGAAAUGGAAUACAAAAGUUUUUCUCGUAUUAAUAGUAAAUAUAAAAUUUCAGAUAGUUUUAUAUUUUCAUUAACAAAUCGAGAAACUCCGAUAUUAAGUCGAGUCUCUUCUAAAGAACUGGCGAUCCUUUGUUGCGAAGGAAAAGGGCCAUGCUUUGGUUUAUAUGAUUUGCUUAUCGAUUCAACAGUAUAUCGUAACUAUCUUAUUUUCGAGAGCAAAGUAUAUUCUUAUGAGAAGGAAAUUAUCGACAGAGGAGUUUAUAAAAUAGAAGAUUACGAAGUGUUUCAAAUUAUUGAUGAAAGACUUUCCACAAAAAUGUCUAAAUAUCGAUUACGUUUAAAGAAAUUUUUAAAAUUAUAA